Messenger RNA from Phacochoerus africanus (Common warthog), 558 nucleotides. RefSeq names its product keratin-associated protein 4-8-like. NCBI's taxonomy places the organism in Eukaryota, Metazoa, Chordata, Mammalia, Artiodactyla, Suidae. The transcript is spliced from 2 exons. The record is from RefSeq and is a predicted model, not a curated record. Bases 1 to 558 code for a protein of 185 amino acids. Gene Ontology annotation, cellular component: keratin filament.
AUGGUCAGCUCGUGUUGUGGCUCCACCUGCUGCCGCCCCAGCUGCUGCCAGCCCACCUGCUGCCGGACCACCUGCUGCCGCCCCAGCUGCUGCCGCCCCCGAUGCUGCCAGUCUGUGUGCUCCCAGCCCACUUGCUGCCGCCCCAUCUGCUGCCACCCCAUCUGCUGCAGGCCCAGCUGCCACAGGCCCCAGUGCUGCCAGCCCAGCUGCUGCCAGCCCUCCUGCUGCCGCCCCAGCUGCUGUGUGUCCAGCUGCUGCCGCCCCCGGUGCUGCCAGUCUGUGUGCUGUCAGCCCACCUGCUGCCGCCCCUCCUGCUGUGGUUCCAUUUGUGGUUCUAGCUGCUGCAGGCCCAGCUGCUGCAUCUCUAGCGGCUGCAGGCCCCCGUGUUCCCAGCCCUCCUUCUGUGGCUCCAGCCCCUGUGGCUCCAGCUGCUGCCGCCCCUGCUGCUGCCUGCGCCCUGUCUGUGGCCGGGUCUCCUGCCACACCACUUGCUACCGCCCCACCUGUGUCAUCUCCACCUGCCCCCGCCCCACAUGCUGUGCCUCCUCCUGCUGCUGA